UUGCCCUCAAUAAGGAUAAACCCUUUUGCUGGUGGCAUCCUAGACUUCUCCUUCUCUUAUCUUUCUCCUCUUAUCUCUUCUUCACUCACUUUCCACUGCAAAAACCAAUGGCUCAUUUAGCUAAUGUAAAUGGUGUCUCAGACACCUUAUUAAAGUUCCCAACCAUUCAAAGAAUCCCUAGAAUAUUGAAAACAAAUGGAGUUGUCUGCAACGGAACAGAUGAAUCUCAGCAAGUACAAAUCACAAGGAGGGUGGCCAUAGGCCUUGCCUCAUCCUCCAUACCUCUUCUUGCCAAUUCCAUCAACAAUGUCUCUCUUGCACAAGACAAUGCUUACUGGACCACUGAUCUUUUACGUAUUCCUCCUGUACACAACAAUAUCGCAAACGAGAAGACGGGAACCCGUUCUUUCUUGAAGAAAGGAGUUUACAUAGCUGAUAUUGGAACAAAAGGAAGAACAUACAGGAUAAAGAAAUAUGCAUUUGAUCUAUUAGCCAUGGCAGAUUUGAUUCGACCUGAUACAUUGAAUUAUGUUAGGAAGUACUUAAGACUCAAGUCCACUUUCAUGUACUACGAUUUCGACAGCCUCAUCUCUGCAGCACCAGUCAAUGAUAAACAGCCUCUCACCGAUUUGGCCAACAGACUGUUCAACAAUUUUGAACAGCUUGAAGAUGCUGCAAAGAUGCAGAACCUGUCACAAACAGAAUCAUACUAUAAAGACACAACAGUUCUUCUCCAAGAGGUCAUGAAUAGAAUGGCAUAAAUCUGGCUGAUUGCCACAUUCAAUCAUCAGGGUCCAAUUCAAUUAUAGAGACUAGAAGAGACAACCAGAUGCAUAGACAUUUAUGAUAUACCAUUAGAAUAUGACAAGGGAGACAAAAACCCUCAUAUAUUAAGUGACUCA
Molecule: messenger RNA, 902 nt
Organism: Carica papaya (papaya)
Lineage: Eukaryota; Viridiplantae; Streptophyta; Magnoliopsida; Brassicales; Caricaceae
Gene: PNSL3
Product: PsbQ-like 1
Biological process (GO): photosynthetic electron transport chain; photosynthesis
Cellular component (GO): photosystem II oxygen evolving complex; chloroplast; photosystem II
Molecular function (GO): calcium ion binding
Source: RefSeq, a predicted model, not a curated record